Messenger RNA from Salmo salar (Atlantic salmon), 1195 nucleotides. RefSeq names its product ubiquitin carboxyl-terminal hydrolase 37. Lineage: Eukaryota; Metazoa; Chordata; Actinopteri; Salmoniformes; Salmonidae. Gene Ontology annotation, cellular component: nucleus; cytosol. Gene Ontology annotation, molecular function: cysteine-type deubiquitinase activity. The record is from RefSeq and is a predicted model, not a curated record. Gene Ontology annotation, biological process: G1/S transition of mitotic cell cycle; protein deubiquitination.
AUUUGAACAAUGGGUUAAUGUGGAUAUGUAUCAGUCUUCAUUGGAUAUUGACAUGGCUUGUUUCUGCUGGUGCAAAAAGAAAAAACGUCAGAAAGCAAAUUCAAUUGAUGUGGAGCAGAAGACAAGAAAGAAGAAUGAGAGUGGCACUUCAUCCCCCUCUCCAAUUCCAUCUGAACGGAAUGUCUCCGUCACCUCUGACCCUUCACCCUCUGACCAACUCUCCUCCCUCCAUCCACCUUCCUCUCCUGUUAAAUGUUCCUCUCAGCCUUGCUCUCCUGAAAAACAGCCCUCUGUACCCCGGUCACCUGCCAAACACCCUUCCCCAGUGAAAUCCUCACCAGUGGUGUCCCGCCCUAGUUUUCCCUCUCCUACCAACCCUCUGGACUGUCAUGGAGACACCAGCCAUGAGGGCACAACAGUCAGACCUCUGUCUCUUCAGGACCACUCUAGCCCAAGGCCCCAGAGGCCAGUCUCAGCCACCAGAGGGUCAGAAGAACGGGGGGCACUGGUCAACAUGGAACUUCUUGGGUUGCCUAACAUUGGCAACACUUGCUUCCUUAACGCCACCCUGCAGUGCCUCCUGGUCCUGCCGUCCUUCUCAAAGGAAAUCCUGCACCAGGAACAACUCUGGAGCUGCUCCCCCUUCUCCAACCUGCUCAGGUGUCUGUCUGAUGUGCACCGUUUGGGUCUACCUGACAAUGGGGCAAACCAGGCCUCAAAAGCAGACCUCAUGUGGAAGGUCAAGUACUCCUUGUCGGGAUAUGAUUUGAAGUAUCUGGGUGACACGCAACAGGACGCACACGAGUUCCUUGUGAAUAUGCUGUGCCAGCUGAAGGAGGAGGGCAUGAUACUGAAGACACUCGGGGUGAGCUAUACCUGCCCUGUUUCCCAGCUGGAGUUCCAGCUUGUGUCGGUGCGCACAUGUACCAGCUGUGGGCGCGAGUCGUCCACCAGAGAGGACUACAACCACCUCUCGUUGGACUUCAGCCCUGAGCGCACAUUGCUGAGCAGCCUAGCACUCACUUUCAAAGGCAAAAAGGUUGAAUUCACAUGUGAGGGCUGUAAAGGCCUCUACGCCUCAAAGGUGGAGCAGUUCCACACACUGCCUCUUGUGCUGGUUCUGCAUCUGAAGAGGUUUGGACGCCCUGGGGGUUGGAGAAGCUGGAGGCUCCUCUUUUGUUUCCUUCGGAGCUGA